GGAGGGAAAGAGACGCACCAGAAGACGCACGAAGGUCAGCGGCUUUUUUACUCACAUUCUGCUGCGUUUUUUUUCUCUUCUCUGUGAGCGGCAGGCGAAAGAAAAAGUUUCCAGAAAAGAGAAGGAGAGGAGUGUCGCUCGGUUCGAGCAAGCAGAGACAAGCAAGACGCUCUCUGGCCGCUUCUUUUUGUGUGUGCGCGUCCUGGAAAUUAUCUCCAAAUUGAAUUCUGUUUUUUACAUUUUUUUACGCACGCCGCUCUUCUUGUGGGAUCUCGUCUUUGCGGGCUUUCUUUGUGCGCUAAUUGACACCCGGGGUUUGUGUUGACAAACAGCAAAGAAGAGCACGAAGAAGAAGGAGGCAGCGGAGAAGAGGAACCGGACCAGGGCGGACCAACGGGGGCCAACAACUCACCAGGUAUGGCGGCGGUGUUGCCGAGGACCCUGGGUGAGCUGCAGCUCUACAGGAUCCUGCAGCGGGCGAACCUGCUCUACUACUACGAGGCCUUCAUCCAGCAGGGCGGCGACGACGUGCAGCAGCUGUGCGAGGCCGGCGAGGAGGAGUUCCUGGAGAUCAUGGCCCUCGUCGGCAUGGCCAGCAAGCCGCUGCACGUCCGCCGCCUGCAGAAGGCGCUGCGCGACUGGGUCACCAACCCGGCCAUCUUCAACCAGCCGCUCACCUCGCUGCCCGUCUGCAGCAUCCCCGUCUACAAGCUGCCCGAGGGCUCGCCCACGCUGCUCAGCGCUCAGGACCGGGCCAACACCGCCAGCGUCAAGAUGCCCAAAGCCAUCGCCGCCGCCUGCUCCGACCCCGGCAAGCUGGACGUGGCGAGGGACAAAGUGUCGGCCGGCUCGCCCCUGCAGGGCAGCAGCGAGGCCCGGUUCUGGUCGGGCCACAGCAACGACAGCGAGCACAGCCUGUCGCCGUCGGACCUCGGCUCGCCGUCCUCGCCCAGAGACGCCCUGGAGGCCCUGGACGCCCCCGCCGUGCAGUCGGUGCUGGAGUGCGUGGACCGGAUGGCGCCGGGGCUCUCGAAGACGGACCCGGCCGAGGUCAAGGAGCAGCUGAAGAACAACAAGAAGCUGGCCAAGAUGAUCGGACACAUCUUCGAGAUGAGCGACGACGACCCGCGGCGGGAGGAGGAGAUCCGGAAGUACAGCGCCAUCUACGGGCGCUUCGACUCCAAGAGGCGGGACGGCAAACACCUGACGCUGCACGAGCUGACGGUGAACGAGGCGGCGGCUCAGCUCUGCAUGAGGGACAUGGCGCUGCUGACUCGCCGGGACGAGCUGUUCGGACUCGCCCGGCAGAUUUCCAGAGAGGUGACCUACAAGUACACCUACCGCACCAGCAAAUCUCGCUGUGGAGACAGAGACGAACCGUCCCCCAAAAGAAUUAAAACGGAGGAGAACUUCUUCGACAUCCAGGAGGCGCUGCAGGCGAUCCACAUGAGGCAGGAGAUGCUGAGGGAGCAGCUCGCCUGCGCCAAGUCGAAAGGAGAAGAAACCGUUGGACGGAACCUGCAGAUGCAGCUGGAGCGUCUGCUGGCGAGGCAGAUGGAGAUCCUGCAGGACGCCGCCGUCCAGGAGCGACUCCAGGCCCUGGACUGGAGGAUCCCCCCCGCCGCCUUAAAGUACCUCAACGACGCCCAGAACACCAACGGAGCCGCCGCCGACGCCACGAGAGACAACCAAGACGAGCGGCCAAUCAACUUGCGGGUGGUCAGCCAGAGCAUGCAAGAAGGAGAGCUCCCAUUGGGCAAGCAGCUAGCCAAUGAGCUGAAGCGCCAUCACAACCACAACAACAACAACAACAACAACAACAACAACAACACAGAGGAGACCAAAACACCAGCAACAGAAAACGGGACGUCGCAGCGAGCGUCCAGCAACGCCGAGAAGAAGACCAUCAAGUCAGAGCCAGAAGACUCCACAUAGUGCCUCCCGACUCGCCCACGUCAUCCUACUCACACCUGACAGUAUGCAGUUAUCACCCGUCAACAGAUACUAAGCAAGCACAGCCACAGUAGAGCCUUAACAACCAACGUUGCCUCAUGAAUAGCAUUUAUUUUUCUUUCUUUUUUUUUCCUUUGUUUUUAAAGGUAUUCGCCAAAGCACCUCGCGAGCACGUCGGGAAGCCCCUCGCUGCUCUGGCGGGUCUUUGUCUGUUGAUUAACUGUAAUUUAAAGUGUCGGACUCGUGUGUGUGUGCUCGUUACCUCCGCCCGACCCGGCCGCCGUUUGUUCGUGCCGCUUCGUUCGGACGGCCGGGCGGCGGGCCGCGGCGUCGGGGCUGGGUCUUAACUCGGGCGCGGAUUCAGAAACGUAAAAGCAGAACGCUGAGGGACGCUUCACGUACGUCAAGGCCUCCUCAAGCUGCUGUCUGGAAAACACAGUCGGAUAUCUGGUGUUUGCAUAGUUGUAUUUAUUUUGUCCGUAGGGGUGAUGAUGUUGAUCGGUGGCUUCCAUGUUCGACUCGUUUGUAAUUCACCACUCAGCUGUAGAUUGACGCAAGAUUUUUUAAAGGCAGUAGCCGCGUUUCUAAAGUCCUAAACUUUCCCCAGAAAAAAAGCAGAAAACGUGAGGAAUAAACGAGGCCGCCUGAAGGUGGCGGCGUGGGCUACGUAGGCUUCAAUAACCAGAGAAGAAGAACAAGAAGAGGUCGCGACCAGGACAUAGACUGUAUAAAAGAUGGACGUAGCAACCGGACCU
Stegastes partitus (bicolor damselfish) is the source of this 2708-nucleotide messenger RNA. It is a transcript of the gene nab1b, whose product is annotated as NGFI-A binding protein 1b (EGR1 binding protein 1). The transcript is spliced from 8 exons. The coding region runs from base 418 to 1935 and encodes 505 amino acids. Gene Ontology annotation, biological process: negative regulation of DNA-templated transcription. Gene Ontology annotation, cellular component: nucleus. NCBI's taxonomy places the organism in Eukaryota, Metazoa, Chordata, Actinopteri, Pomacentridae. The record is from RefSeq and is a predicted model, not a curated record. Gene Ontology annotation, molecular function: transcription coregulator activity; transcription factor binding.